CAAGCUCACCAUUGCCUAUUUUUAUAUCACCAAUUCUCUAUUUCAGUCUCACAGAGUUCUUCACUUUUUAGUUGAGUUCUAUUGGUUAAGGAGGCCAGUGGUGUGAGUUCGGCGGCGGCGACAACGAUGGAGAUAAUUCCCAUUCCGACAGAAACGUACAAGCUGGGAUUCAUCGGAGCAGGGAAAAUGGCUGAGAGUAUAGUGAAAGGGGUGGUUCAAGCUGGCGUGUUGCCAUCUUCUCGCAUCCGAACAGCUCACUCCAAUCCCAAGCGCUGUGCUGCCUUCGAGUCGUUCGGCGUCAAAAUCCUCCCUCACAAUCAAGCUGUAGUUGAAGACAGCGAUGUGGUCAUAUUCUCUGUAAAACCUCAAGUUGUUAAAGAUGUGGUUUUGCAGUUAAGGCCAGUUCUCACAAAGAAAAAGCUUCUGGUUUCAGUUGCUGCUGGAAUAAAAUUGAAAGACUUGCAGGAGUGGGCUGCUCACAGCCGGUUUAUUAGGGUGAUGCCAAAUACUGCUGCUUCUGUAGGAGAGGCAGCAACAGUAAUGAGCCUGGGUAGAGCUGCAACUGAAGAGGAUGGAGAAUUGAUUGCUAAAUUAUUUGGAUCAGUUGGUAAGGUAUGGAGAGCUGAUGAUAAAUAUUUUGAUGCAAUUACUGGUCUGAGUGGGAGCGGCCCAGCCUACAUAUAUUUAGCAAUUGAAGCAUUAGCUGAUGGAGGAGUGGCUGCAGGUCUACCUCGAGAACUUGCCUUGGGUCUAGCUUCCCAAACUGUUUUAGGGGCAGCAACUAUGGCUACCAAAACUGGGAAGCAUCCAGGUCAGCUUAAAGAUGAUGUUGCAUCGCCUGGAGGGACGACUAUUGCUGGUGUUUACGAGUUGGAGAAAGCUGGAUUCCGUGGCGUGUUAAUGAAUGCUGUUGUUGCUGCUGCUAAGCGCGGUCAGGAACUUUCUCAGAGUUAAAAAAAUUCCCCAUUUCCUUGUAGGCAGUGGCAAUGGUAAUAAAGAGUUCCCCUGUUUUCCUUGCUUAUGGCCAGGAUAAAACAUAUAGAGGAUUAGGAUUUUUUUGGCAUGUUUAAGCUUUUGGUGUGAGACAAGAAUAAAAAAAUUUCUUCACA
Messenger RNA from Hevea brasiliensis (rubber tree), 1109 nucleotides. Its product is annotated as pyrroline-5-carboxylate reductase. Gene Ontology annotation, molecular function: pyrroline-5-carboxylate reductase activity. Gene Ontology annotation, biological process: L-proline biosynthetic process. Lineage: Eukaryota; Viridiplantae; Streptophyta; Magnoliopsida; Malpighiales; Euphorbiaceae. The coding region runs from base 127 to 954 and encodes 275 amino acids. The record is from RefSeq and is a predicted model, not a curated record. The transcript is spliced from 7 exons.